UAAAGUUAAUAUCUUAGAGGCUUCGACAAAUUCGCGGUUAUAAAAUGGAGUGGAUUUCUCUUGCUCGCGUCAGUCUGUAGUCAAGUUUACUCACAGCACAUAAUUGCCACCAUGAAGUUUGCUUUGGUUUGCAUUGUCGUUUUGGCUACCAUAAUGGUUGCCUCUGCGGCUUUAACCUGUUUUGGUGACGAGGAAAAGUGCGGUCCUGAAGAGUGCUGUGCACAGAUCUUAAGAACGAACAUUUAUAAAUGCAAACCACGUCUGGGUGAAGACGAGAUUUGCGAAAUGAAACCAAUUACACACAUCCUGAAGAAGCAUGCAUACGUCAAUAGAUGUCCAUGUUCAGAAGGAUUAAAAUGCUCUUCCAGUAAAGGAGGAGUAAUUGGAAAAUUCCUCGGAAAAUGCCACCCAUCCAGUGAUGAAACUGAACAACCAGAAGGAGAAGAAUAGCAUGUAUACUGAAUAAAAACUGUGCUUUCAGUUAU
This is a messenger RNA of Stegodyphus dumicola, 485 nucleotides long. RefSeq lists its product as uncharacterized. NCBI's taxonomy places the organism in Eukaryota, Metazoa, Arthropoda, Arachnida, Araneae, Eresidae. The record is from RefSeq and is a predicted model, not a curated record.